Messenger RNA from Pichia membranifaciens NRRL Y-2026, 381 nucleotides. RefSeq lists its product as hypothetical. Gene Ontology annotation, molecular function: long-chain fatty acyl-CoA binding. Gene Ontology annotation, biological process: fatty acid metabolic process. Lineage: Eukaryota; Fungi; Ascomycota; Pichiomycetes; Pichiales; Pichiaceae. The coding region runs from base 59 to 322 and encodes 87 amino acids. The transcript is spliced from 2 exons. The record is from RefSeq and is a predicted model, not a curated record.
CUUCACGCUCACGGCUUCUUUGCUAUCUACAACAGACAAAACAACAACAUACAUCAAAAUGGUUUCUGCAGAAUUCACACAAAAGGCCGAAGCUGUUAACAAGCUUCCAACCAGACCUUCCGACGAUGAGCUCCUUGAGUUGUACGGCUUAUACAAGCAAGCCACCGUUGGUGACAACGAAACCGAGAAGCCAGGAAUGUUUGACUUCAAGGGCAAAUAUAAGUGGGAGGCUUGGACCAAAUUGAAGGGGACCUCUCAAGAAGAAGCUGAGCAAAAGUACAUUGCUUUGGUUGAUGAAUUGAGUGCCAAGUACUCGGCAUAAACGUCGAAAAAGAGCACAAUUAGUGGUAUUUUGUAGCUUCGUGCGUCUUUACAUGCGCC